GAUUCGCCCCUGCAGUUUGAGGUCAUCAGCUUCAUCAGAAUGGGAAAUGCCCAAACUAGGAUAAGCAACAUGUGAGAUUGUUUUCACUUUGAAACCGGUUUUUAGCACCUCCCAAAUAUCAGGUGGAUUAAACCAGCACCUGCACAUCUUUAAGUGCAUUUUUAAGCACACCACUCAUCAUGCACACACACCCUGUGCGCGGAAGCUUCAUCCCGUUAAUGAUGAUGAUGAUCAGCACCAUCCCGGCUCUGGGGACUGACUGUGACUUUAACCGGACCGUGUGCCUGGCCCAGGCUAACGGAGAUGUCCUGAUUGGAAUUUUGCUUCCUUCUCAUAACUCUGUGAAGGGUCUCAGUCAUCGGACUCGACCUGAAGACUUCCCGUGCUCAGGUUUUGAUCUGGUGUCAUUUGUGAGGUCUCUGUCUAUAAUCCACACAAUUGAAGAAAUCAACGCAGACCCCACCGUGCUUCCAGGAGUGCGUCUCGGGUACGUUUUUUGUGACACGUGCUCCGACGCGGGAAAAGCUUUGCAGAAUGUCAACUACUUCCUUGCAUUCAACGGCUCGCUGCCCUUGGGGUGCAACUACACCGACUUCAGGCCGAGUGUCAAAGUGAUCCUUGGAGCACGAUUCUCUGAGGUGUCCAUCGCUGUGGCCAGACAGCUGGGUAUCUACAUGGUUCCUCAGGUGAGCUGCACGUCGUCUUCACCAGCACUAAGUGAUAAAUUGAGCUACCCAGCUUUCUUGCGCACUAUUCCCAGUGAUGUUCAUCAGACCAAAGCUGUGGCCAAAGUCAUGGAUUACUUCAACUGGACCUGGGUGGGCGUCGUCUACGGUGACGACAGUUACGGCAGAGGUGCUUUUCAGAGCUUCCUCCGUGAUGCUGAAGAGAUGAGGGUGUGUGUGGCCUAUCAGGAGGUGCUGCCUCACUACCUCGACCAUGAAGAUACUCCGCAACGCAUCAAGGAGGUUGCAGAACGGAUCCGCUCCUCUAGCGCCAAAGUGGUACUGCUCAUCCUGAAGGUACAGCUGGUGAAGCCUCUCUUUGAGGAGAUGAUCCGUACCAGCACAUCUAGAACCUGGAUAGCGAGUGAUGCCUGGUCCAGGGACCAAUAUCUGGCCCGUCUUGAUGGUAUCAAUACAGUGGGGGACAUUUUGGGCUUUACGUUUGUUUCACAAAGGAGUAAAUCACUUGACAAUUAUCUGAAGAAUCUUCAGCCACCUCCAGAAGGACACAACUACUUCAUUAAAGAAUACAAGAACCUGAGGUUUAACUGCACCCCAGAGUGUUUCUCAGAACAUCCUCCAUCUUACUGUCCAUCACCUGAAGACCUAAAAAUCAAAUCUGCCAAUGCCUGCAGCGUAAAGGAUCCACAAAAAGAAAACGAUGACUAUCUGGUCGAGGCCAUGGACACGAGUCAAUGCUACAGUGAGAGAAUCGCAGUGUGGGCCGUCGUCAGUGCGCUCCAAAAACUUCUCCGGUGCAACAGCUCCUCCUGCUCCGACGAAAUCAACUUCCCGCCGUGGCAGCUCCUGCAAGAGCUGAGAAAAGUUAAAUUUGAACUUAACAAAGAGACUUUCUCAUUCGACAAGGAUGGAAAUUUUGUCAAUGGAUAUGACCUGAUCAUGUGGGAAGAAAACGUAAACCACAGGAAAUUUCAGCGGAUUGGGAAAUACAGCGUUCUGAAGGAAGACAUACAAAUUGAAAUGAAGGAAUUCAACUGGCUCUCAACAGGAAACCACAUGUCUCGAUGCUCUCUUCCCUGUGAACCCGGGUUUGUGAAGAAGAUCUCCAACGUGUCUUGCUGUUACAACUGCACUCCGUGUGUGGAGGGAACCUACAGCGACGCCGUGGAUUCACAUGACUGCAAAAGGUGUCCCAAUGGAACUUGGUCUCUGAAGGGUUCCUUUAAGUGUGAACCACGACUGGAGUCCUACAUGAAAUGGAACAGUCCACAUCCCAUCACUCUGGUGGCAGCUACAGCUUUUGGGGUCUUGCUGUUGGGCGUGAUGUUGAUCAUCUUUUUGGUGCACAGAGAUUCCGCACCGAUGAAACGAGCUGAAGUGAGACUGUCCUGUGUGAUGAUGGCUGGACUGGCAGUGAGCUUUGGAAGUGUAAUCUGCUUCAUUGGAAGGCCCAACAUUCAUCUGUGCCGGGCGCGGCAGGUCAUGUACGCCAUGGGCUUCACUCUGUGCGUCUCCUGCAUCCUGGUGAAGGCCUUUCGGACCUUCUUGGCAUUCCUUCCCUUUGGCCAGGUGACACACAGGACACUGAACAAGCUGUACAACCCGCCGGUGAUCGUUUCCAUUGUAACGGCUCUCCAAGCAGUCAUCUGCAUUCUGUGGCUGGUCUUUGAUUCUCCUGAUAUCGACACCACUCCUCCGUCCCCACAAAGCAUGGACAAACCAAUCCAGUGUAAUGUCGGAACCACAUACAUUGGCUUUGGCAUUAUGUUGAGCUACAUAGCGCUGCUGGCGUUUGUUGGCUUUCUCUUAGCCUUCAAAGGCAGGAAGGUUCCUCAGGAGUUCAGUGAGACGGGCUAUAUUAUUUUCAGUAUGAUCAUGUACCUGUUCGUGUGGGUGUGUUUUGUUCCCGUCUACAUCACCAACAUAGAAAAGGGCAGCCCCGUGCAGGCGUCAGCCAUCCUCGUGUCGAGCUACGGCAUCAUUUUUUGCCAUUUCUUGCCCAAAUGCUAUGAAGCAAUUUGGGGAACGAAGACAGAUACCCUGGAGAAGGUGCUGAGGAGGUGGCGAAACAUCUCCAGUCCAAUCCCUGAACCGGAACCAGACAAUCACAUCAACAAGAGCAUAAGGUCACUGAGCCAAAUCAGCAUGGCCGAUUCUGAGGCGCCCAUAAUCCCAGAGUCCGAAGAAAUGAAGAAUAAGUUUCCAUUGUUCCUCUUGAGCACAGGCACCGACCUGAGGAAGAAACUAAGAAGCAGGUCUUUGUAAGAAGAAACAAUUGUGGCCUCGUUUCUAAUCUUCAAGCCAAAGAAAUGUGAAACAACUUACCGCAGGAAGGUCAACGUUUAAAAAUAUAACCGUGACAAAAUCUGACAUAUUAUUUGAAAUAGUCAGAAUAAGAGAUGCACCAGCAUAACGAAGGUGGCUAGCACUGUCGGGUCAAAGCCAGAGAGCCGUGGGUUUGAUCCCAGUGUGGACCGUUUGGUGUGGCGUUUACAUCCUGGGUUUGUUGGAGAAAAUCAUCUAGAUUCCAGUCCUGGUUGAAAGGAUCAGCAGCCCUCAUCAUCAAGUAUGUAAAUCAGGAAAUAAACCAGGACAAGAUUAAAAAACAUGUAUCAUAGUUAAAUAAUGUAAACAGGAAAUGUACCCCGAUACCUUCACCGACGUCCACUCUCAGAACCUUUGACAACAGCCGUCUGCUGGUCGAAGGUUCCAUCUGAAAAUGGCUGUUGUCUGUUUUCCAACAUGGCCACCACAGAUGCCAACGAAACACGCCCACACAAACAGGAAAACACAGUUAUACAAAAAGAAGAGAAUUAAACUUUAUACCCAUAAAGCAGAGGGUUAUGAGUUCUAGAGAACAGAGUUAAGACAUUCUGUAACAUUAAAAAUACUCAGAAGAGUUUGAGCAUCUAAUGUCAGAUGUACGCGAGAGCUGCUGUGUUUGUUGGCUCUGUGACAGUAGGACCAGCUGUCCACACUGUCCCCGCCCCGUUCUGUCCACACUGUCCCCGCCCCGUUCUGUCCACACUGUCCCCGCCCCGUUCUGUCCACACUGUCCCCGCCCUGUUCUGUCCACACUGUCCCCGCCCCGUUCUGUCCACACUGUCCCCGCCCCUGUUCUGUCCACACUGUCCCCGCCCUGUUCUGUCCACACUGUCCCCGCCCCGUUCUGUCCACACUGUCCCCGCCCUGUUCUGUCCACACUGUCCCCGCCCCGUUCUGUCCACACUGUGCCCGCCCCGUUCUGUCCACACUGUCCCCGCCCCGUUCUGUCCACACUGUCCCCGCCCUGUUCUGUCCACACUGUCCCCGCCCCGUUCUGUCCACACUGUCCCCGCCCCGUUCUGUCCACACUGUCCCCGCCCUGUUCUGUCCACACUGUCCCUGCCCCGUUCUGUCCACACUGUCCCCGCCCCGUUCUGUCCAGUUUCCUUCUGACCCAGAACAGGUCAAGCAGAAGAAAACCACAUGAAGGAUUUACACACACACGACACUCGAUGUCUAAAUUUGCUCAGAUUUGUAUUUAUCUAUUUAUUUAUUUAUUUAAUUUGCAUCCGUCUUAUUACAGUAGACAUCAGGUCGUAACCAUGUGAACAGCUGAUUCCACUGAAUGUAUUCAGCCGGAACAGCCUGUGGGUGGAGCCAUAUGUGACGGCUGGUAACCGCCAUUAAGUUUCCUGACGGGGGACACUUGAGACAUGUGUCCAGUAAAGAGCAUUCAUGUGUUAAGUGCUGACAGUCCUUCGUUUUGACGGAUCAUCUGGAAGAGUAAGUGACGUUUGUUGUUGCAGAUUAACUUUUUAUAUGGAUUUUGUGCAAAAGCUUCAUGGACACCCGAGACGUGUGAUACUCUGAAAUAAUGUCAAACCGUGAUUUAAACAAAACCUGUUCUGAUAUUUUAUUUAAAAAUAUCUGUUGUUGUUGAAGGUCAAAUGUAAGUGUUCUUAAGUUGAUCAGCUGAUGUGAGAUUUUCUUUUUAUCUCGAGGGGCUAAUAAAGAUGGUUAUUUCCACUCA
Molecule: messenger RNA, 4701 nt
Organism: Thalassophryne amazonica
Lineage: Eukaryota; Metazoa; Chordata; Actinopteri; Batrachoidiformes; Batrachoididae
Product: G-protein coupled receptor family C group 6 member A
Exons: 6
Coding region: 180-2951 (923 amino acids)
Biological process (GO): G protein-coupled receptor signaling pathway
Cellular component (GO): membrane
Molecular function (GO): G protein-coupled receptor activity
Source: RefSeq, a predicted model, not a curated record